AUGGAGGACUUUCUCCAAGAGCUCGCCGAUCGCAAUGAGUACAUGACCUACCGAACUGCCAACUUCACCUCGGAGGAGCACCGGUCCUUCUCCUACGUCCACUUGUCCACCGGACAUAGCAACUGCCCUAGCCGCCGCAGUGGAAGCUCGACGGGCGAAAAGGUCCGCAUCUGGAUCCAGGGUGCCGUCCACGGAAACGAGCCCGCUGGUGGCGAGGCCGUCCAGGCGCUCCUCGGCAAGUUCGACAAUGACAACGAGUGGGCCAUGCAAGUCCUGGGCAAGGUCGAGAUUGUCAUGCCGCCUCGCUACAACCCCGACGGCGUCUUCUACUUCCAGCGAACUCUUGCCACCAACUUCGACCCCAACCGUGACCACAUCAAGCUCGCUCGGCAGCAGACCCGCGACAUCAAGCAGGUCUUUGGCGAGUAUAGUCCCCAUGUCGUCGUCGACAUGCACGAGUACACGGCCAGCUCCACCUUUGGCAAUGGACAGUACCAGCACGCUUCGGACGGCCUGUUCUCUGCGGCCAAGAACCUGAACAGCAACCAGGGCAUCCGCGAGCUGGCCGAGCAAAUCUUUGACAAGAAAAUGGGCGACGACAUCGAAGCUGCCGGUCUUCGUGCCGAGCCCUAUGUCACCGGUCGUUCCGCGUCCGGCGAGUUUGUGGCCGAUUUUGCCGAGGCAGGAACCGAUAGCAAGAUUGGACGCAACGCCAUGGGUCUCACCCAGGCCGUCGUGUUCCUGAUCGAUAUGCGUGGCAUUGGCCUCGCCAACCAGGAGUUCCAGCGUCGCACGGCGGCCGGCUUGACUAUGCUCACUAGCAUCGUGCAGACCACCACGGAUAAUGCGGACAAGGUCUUCCAGACCGUGGAGGGUGGUAUCAAGGAGUUUGUCGAGUCGGCCGACGACAUUGUCAUUACCGACCACAGCGAGUCGGAGAUCCGCCCUUUCUCCAUGGUCGACACCAAGAACGCCAGCGUCGCCCGUCCCCCUGUCCGCUUCGCCUCGACGACCCCGGCCAUUGCGAAUCUCACUCGCACGCGCCCUGAGGCAUACAUAAUCCCGGUGGCCUGGGCUGGUCCCGCGGAGCGUCUGCGUGUGUCAGGCCUGGAAGUGGAGACUCUUGAUACGCCCUUCAAGGACACUGUCGAGACGCUGAACAUUUUAUCUACAAAGAUUGACUCCUCGUACUAUGAGGGCGUUGUUCGCGUGGCUGCGACGACGGAGGCGGGCGAGCGCGAGAUUGAGCUGCCCAAGGGCAGUUUCAGGGUUAGCGUGAGGCAGAAGAACGCGGCGCUGGCGGUUGUGGCUCUCGCGCCCGAGAACAUUGACUCCUACGUGUCGUUCAACGUUGUUCCCGUGCAGGAAGGCGACGAGUAUCCGAUCUUCAGGGUUCUUUGA
Messenger RNA from Emericellopsis cladophorae, 1401 nucleotides. RefSeq names its product carboxypeptidase 2. The record is from RefSeq and is a predicted model, not a curated record. Gene Ontology annotation, molecular function: metallocarboxypeptidase activity; zinc ion binding. The transcript has a single exon. Gene Ontology annotation, biological process: proteolysis. Bases 1 to 1401 code for a protein of 466 amino acids. Lineage: Eukaryota; Fungi; Ascomycota; Sordariomycetes; Hypocreales; Bionectriaceae.